Messenger RNA from Sitodiplosis mosellana (orange wheat blossom midge), 3779 nucleotides. RefSeq names its product major facilitator superfamily domain-containing protein 6. The transcript is spliced from 6 exons. Lineage: Eukaryota; Metazoa; Arthropoda; Insecta; Diptera; Cecidomyiidae. Gene Ontology annotation, cellular component: membrane. The record is from RefSeq and is a predicted model, not a curated record. Bases 1781 to 3454 code for a protein of 557 amino acids.
GAUCACUGUGAUGAUUGCAGUGACGCUUCUUUGCUUACAUUUUUUUCGUUUGUCACCAGAACAAUAAACGUAAUUAGUUACAAAUGACUAAUUAGAGUAUCAAAAAGAAGAAGAAAAAGCGCACAAAGAAGAAGAGUGAAGAACAAGAGCAAAAAGUAGCGAGUGCAUCGCGUCGAUCACAACCGACACUUCUUUAGAAUUCAAUUCAUAACAACACUGCCAUUUGCGUUGAAUUUGACAGCUGAUAUACUUGAUUCAUAAAGACGAUAUAGUCGAUGAGAACAUCUUCUUUUGUUUAUUGAAAUUCUCUUGUUCAGUUACAUGAUGUGUCUGUUUUUGAAUCAAACUGACGAAUUUGUGAAUCAAUUUUCUUAAUACUCAUUCAAUUUUAUUAGGAAAGUGAACGGAUUUUUCAGAUGAAAUUUUUUGUCUUCACACCAAAUUCCUGUCUAGAUUCCUGUUUUCAAUCUUCUUAUUCUUCCUUAUUGCCAUAAAAUUAGAAAUAAAUAAGAAAAAAAGAAAUUUUUUCUAUGAGUAAAUCGAUUACUUCUCUCCAAUCUUCUAUUUCAAUAUUUUUUGACAAGAAAAAAGAACACAAAUUUAGUAUCAGUCAAAUUGAAUUACGAAAGAUAAAAUAAAGAAGAAAAUAAUGAAAAUGAAGGAAUGACAAAAAAGUAAUUUCGUCCGAGAAAACGACCCGAAGAAAAGUGUCUUUCAAAAAUGGUAUUUUGAUCAUUUUUGAUCGAAACCCAUAAAUUGUCUGUUAAAUUGACGUCUACCACCAAUGGUUGGCUCAUCGACGACCGCAUCGUCUCUUUCCAAGAUUGGAUCGCCUCCAGUUGCCGAGUUGAAAUGACUUGAAGUUCAAGUCUUGAACAUAAACGCAGCAACGUACAGUAUAAGUGUCUUGAAAUCUAUUCAUAGAAUUCCGAAUGCAUCGAGUAUCGAACGAAAAAGCGUGUAAAAGGUGGAACGCAGCAAAAUAUAACUUGAAUAAUAAAAGCCGCUACUCGCAUGAAGACAGAUACAGAGGGAGAGAGGGAGAGAGAAAGAGAUACAGAUAGAGAAAGAAAGUGAGAAAGAGAAUACAUUGCAAUGCGGCGUAUGAAGCUGAAAACAUGUGUGGGGGGAAGCGUUUAUACUAUCAGCUCAAUGUUUACUGACUGCACGACGACCACAUAUAUUGAGUUUGUUUUAUUCUAGUGCUGUCGCUGCUUGGCUAAACACACACAGCAUCGGCCAUAAUAAAACUCGACAAUUUUUUCUUCUUCUUCUUCUUGGAUAUGAUUGUCGGCAUUUGGACUAUUGGACUGUAGUAUUGGUGACUGAGUUGAUAUGGUUUCCAAACACGGAUCAGAUAGAUAAACGAGCUCAAGAUAAUACCAACGGAGGUUUUAUCAUCGCGGAUGCAAUCACACAUUAGCAUUUUAUUUUCGGGUAAAUAAAGACAACAAACAACGGCCACAAUUAAACGGCUUAGAUUUAUUGCCAACGAGAUAAAUACAAAGAAAAGGAGACCGAAAUUAUACGCGCACCACGACAAAUUGUAACUAGAGUACCAUUCAAAAUCCAGACAAUAGAAAAAAGAACACAACGAUAAGCAAAUGCCCACUUUUCAAGAUAAUACUCGACUUUCUCACGUCGCUACUCAAACGCUUCCACGGGUUCAAUUCAAUUCGAUGUGGCAGUUGAUGCAAAUACCACACGACAAUUUCACGUGAGUUGUGGCAGAAGGUUUUGUUUUUUCACCGUUUAUCUGGGCUACACAGAAACGAGAACCAUGGAUCGAAUCAACAAAAAUUUACUGCCCAUCAAGGCACACUUCUUCUUCUUUAUGGCAGCAAUGGGACCGAUACUGCCUCAAAUCAAUGUAAUUGGCAAAGAACUGGGAAUCUCACCCGAUGUCAUGGGUUUUAUCACAUCAUUUCUGCCCAUUAUGUACAUUUUGGCCAAACCGGCCGUUGGAUAUCUUAUCGACUAUUUUCCGAGUAUUCGAAAGACAAUAUUCAUGUCGAUAACCGUGUUGAUGAUUCUUUGCUACGCUGGAUUCCUCUUUGUGCCAAUAAUUCCCGCUCAGAAAAUACCGAAGCAGUCAUCGUAUAAUUUUACGGAAAUUGAUGGCAUCUGUGAUAGGCAAUUAACGAUAAAAAAUGCGGAUUUAUGUUUAAUCGAGCACAAAAUGGCCAAUUGUUCGAUAGAUUGUGUUGUAAAUUCCACUCAAAUCGGUUUCAUUCGCAUGGACAAUGCGAAUAAUCAGAGUGAAAGACCAUCGCUUCGCCUCUGUAUGGAUGCUUUGGUUUCGGAUGUGCUCCAGCUGAAUGAAACAUGUCAAAUAAUAACCUGUGUCCAGAUUCAGGAUGACAAACAAUCGUUGGGUAGCUGUUACUAUGGCACAUUAACAUUUUGGCUGUUCACAAUUCUGAUGUGCCUUGGAACCAUCGGGUUCAAUGUGACAAAUUCUGUGAGCGAUGCCAUUUGUUUCGAUAUGUUGGGUGAAAAGACGAUGCGAUACGGCGCUCAGCGUGUGUGGGGCACAAAUGGAUUUGGUGUGACGGCCCUAAUAGCCGGUAUCUUAGUACACACCUUGCAACUUGAUUCGGCCGAUGCAGUGAAAGCCAUAACGCCCGCCCUAAUCGUUAUGCUGUGCUUCGGUUUAUGCGAUGUGAUCAGCAUAAAAUGGCUCAAGCUGCCGAGUUUUACCAACGAAGGUGAAACAAUUGCCAGCAAAGUGACCGAUUUGCUGCGACAAAAGCAAAUUUUAGUCUUUUUAUGUUUCGCUACGUUAGCUGGCAUCCUUGACUCGUUCAUCAUUUACUACAUGUUUUGGUAUUUAGAAGAAUUGGCCCAGGCAACCGGUUACAUGAAAUCGAUUAAAUUAAUUGAAGGCUGUGUUGUGGCCGCCGAAUGUUUAGGCGGUGAAAUUCCAAUAUUUUUAGUAGCCGGCAAAAUACUCAAACGUAUCGGCUAUGUGCAUUGUUUAAGUUUAUGUUUUUUCAUGUACUUUAUUCGCUUUGGAUUAAUUUCACUAAUUCCAAACCCGUGGUGGUUGGUUUUGGUCGAACUAUUUAUGCAAGGAUGCUCAUAUGCUCUGUGCUACACAUGCAUUGUGGGCUAUGCAUCAGAGGUGGCACCGCCAGGUACACAGGCCACUGUUCAGGGAUUAGUCGCCGGUAUGGAUGAUGGCGUAGGUUUUGCCAUCGGUUCACUCAUCGGUGGUCAGAUGUACAAAUGGUUGGGUGGUAAAAAAUGCUUUCAAAUCUUUUCGAUCGCCUCGCUCAUCACAUGUUUCGCUCAUAUCAUUCUACGGCCGGCCAAACACUGUACGCACCAUCUCAAGCAUACACAAAAACCCGUCGAUGGUGAAAAUGGGAACGAAAUGCGACACGAAGACAUCUGUGAAAUGGAGCCGUUGCAGAAGAAAACGGACAAUAGCAAAAUAUAUUCGAAAGCUUAACCAGUCAACAUUGGUUCCAGUGUGAUAAUUUACAUCUGAAAAAAAAACGUACCUAGUAAACGUACGAAAUAGUACCUAGAAAUGUUCGAUAAGUCUCUGUUUUUAAGAAAAAAAAAGAAAAAAAAAUCGAAAAUUUUUGAUUGAGUCUCUUAAAGGGGCUCUCUUUUUAAAAGUGUAAACAAAAAUUACCACACAUCCAUUUAUUUACUCAUGCUAAUUUUGUAGUGAUUUUUUUCGAUGUACUUUUCAAUGAAUGAAUGAAACAAAAAAAAAGUUGAAUAAAUAAAAAGCGUUGGAUCAUUUUUUUUUUCUGUUAAAAUUGAAA